UUGGGGGAUAUGUGAGGAUAACUUUGCGAGUCGGAUUUUACCCUUGUGGACCAAAGCUGCUGUUCCCGCGGAGGAUUUGGACUUUUCCUGUGAUAUAAAGUGCCGUUUUAAACACGCUCCCGUCUUCCAUGCGAGUCCGCUGACAGCAUGGGGACGCUGUUAUUAUUUGCAGUCUUGCAAGUGGCGACAGUCGGUUUGGUGACUGCUGACUGUCCAGUAGUGUGCGAGUGUCCAGCAGUGCCCCCAUCCUGCCCCCCAGGGGUAAGUUCAGUCCCUGACGGUUGCGGCUGCUGCAAGGUGUGCGCUGCCCAGCUCAACCAAGAUUGCCACGAGGGGCGCCCUUGUGACCACCAUAAAGGAUUGGAGUGCAAUUACGGCAAUGAUGUGGGGCGUACCCAUGGCAUCUGCAGGGCAAAGGCAGAGGGCCGCUCCUGCGAAUACAGCGGUCGGAUUUACCAAAAUGGCGAGAAUUUCCGUGCCGGUUGCGAGCACCAGUGCACUUGCAUUGAUGGAGCGGUAGGGUGUGUGCCACUUUGCCCCAGCCACGUGCCCCUGGCAUCACCUUCCUGCCCUGCCCCGCAGCUGGUCAAGGUCCCCGGCCAGUGCUGCCUCAGCAUUGACUGUCACAAGGGAACCACGGUGGUGCCCCCGGUGUACAGGCGACCCCAACCUCCCGUUUACCCUCCAUACCCAUUCAUUCCCUACCCAGCCUAUCCCUACCCAAAGCCUUAUCCGAAACCUUACCGGAAGUUUUACCCUUACAAGCACAAAAAGGAGAAGGAUACCCUUGGCAACAAGCUGGUGGAGGUGGGGCACAAGUGGGACAAGCUACGUGGCAACAAGCACCUGGCAGCCUGGAGGCAGACAAGAGAUCAGUGUGUGGUUCAGACCACUUCCUGGUCCGAGUGCUCCCGGAGCUGCGGGAUGGGCGUUUCCUCUCGUGUUACCAAUGACAAUGUUCGGUGUAAACUGAUCAAGGAGACGCGCCUGUGCAACAUUAGGCCCUGCAGCUCCAUGUCUAUCCCUGUCAAGAAAGGAAGGAAGUGCUCUCGUACCCAUAAGGCCCCAGAGCCACACCGUCUGUCCUACGCCGGCUGUAGGAGCACGCGCCUCUAUCGGCCCAACUACUGUGGAGUUUGCAGGGACGGCCGCUGCUGCUCGCCACGUCGCACGCGCACAGCAAACGUGACCUUUGCCUGCCCCGACGGCGAACGCUUCAGCAGGUCUGUGAUGUUCAUCCAGUCGUGCAAGUGCAGCGACGAGUGCAACCAUCUCAACGAGGCUGUAAUGCCUCCACAGCUGUGGCUAUACGGAGACACGCACAAAUUCAUGGACUAGUGGCAUAACCCCGCCACACCUACAUUCCUUCGUAAAAACAGACUUUAACUCCCCCCCUAGCAGCACCCAUUAUAGAGUAGCUGUCCUUAGUGUAUCCACGAGUGGACGAAGGCGAGGCGCACACACCAAAACAUUUGCGGAUGGAUGUGGAGAAGAAGAAUGUGACUUGGAUGGGCGUACCUCUAACGUGGAAACCGCAUAGUGACCGGCCCCUGCUUUAGUGUAGAUAAAAUGUUUUUUUUUUUUCUGGCCUGGCCAGACUUUAAAAUGUGAAUAAAUCUUUGUGUAAAACACGAGUGCAAAAGCAGCCACCGUGUUGGUGCCGUGCUCCAAAUGCUCCCUGGGACUUUUGUUGGGAACAGUAGAGCAUGAGCUGAGAAACGCAGACAUGCAAAACUCUUUUUUUAUUUUUGUGUUAUGCUCGUUUCCUUUUCCUGAUGGAUUCGAGGUGUGGAUUUGACAAACCAGCUGGAAUCAUGUCUGUGCACUCUGACAACUGAUAAACUAAAUGAAGACUCACAUAGAGGACCUGACAAAGAAGACGAGGAUGGUGUGGGGAGGAGAUGGAGUUCAUCUCAGGUGUUUUGACAGAAAUGUGGUUUGGGUCUUUUUAUGAUAUUUAUUCUCUGGUAUUUACCGUUGAGACAGACAUGAUGACACAGCAGCCUGCCACUUGGGAAGGCAGUGCUGCUAUGCUUGGAGCACCGGCAUGGCAGAACAACAAUAUCAGAGAACAGCAUUUCUGGCACCCAAGAGAGGGCGAGGAUCGCCACAGAACCAGGACUUGACCCCUGGGGUCUGAGGUCAGAGUGGUCAGGAAGCCAUAUCUAAUGAUGAAUGACAAAUAGUAAUGGAAGAGAAGAGCUAUAUAACGGAUAAAGAUGGAGUUGAUGGUUUGAGGCAUUUGUGGGAAACAUGUCAAAGGUUGUUUACACAGCUGGACUCAUCCCCUGCCUUGCCUCCACAUGAAAGUGAGACAUUUAGCGAGCACCAGAAGAACAAGCUCGGGAUUCUGUCAAGAAGUCGACCACCUGAUUCUGCGCAAAUUACAGUCCUGACUCGUAAAUGGCAGCAAGACACAAUCAGCCAACUCUCUGGUUUGCUUUAAAAAUUAAAAUUAAAAAACUGUGUGCUGAGGUAAACAUGUAAUUUGUGAACUGAAGGUGGAACUGCUCCGGUGUCUAAUCUGGGCUGCAACUGAAACAAUAACUCACGCCUCUUCGUGUUAAUGUGAGGUUUGUUUUAGAGAAAUGCUCUUGAAAGCUGUCCUGUUAUUUCACACGACCGUGUGAAGAGCUUUAUGUUUUCGCAGAGGGAAGGUCCACAGCUGCCAAAUGUCAGUGAGAGCCUACCUCUAAGGACGCUAAUACUGUCAAAUCUGUCUUUAUAUUUUGCAUUAUGGGUGGCCUAGACCCUUUAUUAUCCCCGAAGAACCCGAUCAUCCACCCGACUUGUUGUUUGGGUUGAAGUUUAUGCACCUUACAGCAGCAUGGAUUCACACCCUGAUUUUGUAUCCUAUGCAAAUGCAUUGAAGGUAAUUUUAAACUGAUUUUUUUUUUAGCUGUAUACUGUACUUAAAAGUGGUGAUUUCCUCUCAGUGGAAGCACCAUUGUACUUUAUUCUUUUAUCCCAUAAGAUUACAUAUUUUUGCCCUGAGGUGAAACUGGAUCUUUAUUUUGUGUGUGUGAAUUUUCUACCAUCUCAGCUACAAAAUGUGUGUUGCCCCAAAUCCUUAUCGGGGGUCUUUAAAUUUGAUAAAUGUCCUUGGAGUUUUCCAUUGCUACUUUCCCAUGAAGAUGCUGUGGUUUUGAUAUUGUAUGUUUAGUUUUAUUAAGGGAAACUAUAGUGCAGCUAUGUACAGAAGCAUUGCUACCUUUGUAGUUCUAUCUGCUGUAUAAGGGCCGAUCAUUAUACUGAAGUAGUACGUGUAUAGUUUAGCACUGGACGAGACAGGGUUCAGAUCCUUUAUUAGCAUUAAGUGCCAAUUUUGAAAGCAUGAUGACUGUAUGACUAGCAGUGUACAUUAAUUAGUAAGUCUGUAAUUUUCUGUAAUGAGUCAUACUUAAGAUUAUGUGCUAAAAGGACUGGGAGGCUAACAAAAACUCAUAAUUAACUCUUCUUGGAAUCUGGUUGGCUUACAGACAAUUGGCUUUAAAAGCUGGAAUGAGUUCAUCGCUUUGCAUUUUUGAAUAAAUUUCUCU
Messenger RNA from Archocentrus centrarchus (flier cichlid), 3539 nucleotides. RefSeq names its product CCN family member 1. The record is from RefSeq and is a predicted model, not a curated record. The transcript has 5 exons. Gene Ontology annotation, biological process: cell adhesion; signal transduction; positive regulation of cell differentiation. Bases 148 to 1338 code for a protein of 396 amino acids. Gene Ontology annotation, cellular component: extracellular region. Gene Ontology annotation, molecular function: heparin binding; integrin binding. Lineage: Eukaryota; Metazoa; Chordata; Actinopteri; Cichliformes; Cichlidae.